Molecule: messenger RNA, 1980 nt
Organism: Clarias gariepinus (North African catfish)
Lineage: Eukaryota; Metazoa; Chordata; Actinopteri; Siluriformes; Clariidae
Gene: rbm12ba
Product: RNA binding motif protein 12Ba
Exons: 2
Coding region: 154-1701 (515 amino acids)
Cellular component (GO): ribonucleoprotein complex
Molecular function (GO): RNA binding
Source: RefSeq, a predicted model, not a curated record
CAUGCAGAAGCAGCGGCGUGCGCGAGCCUACUGUGUCGUUUCUUUUUCCGACGGACAUUUUCAGAUCAUUUUUGUAUUAAAUUUUUUUUUAUAAAUAAUACUACAUAAGUUAAUUGGGUCUUUCACGAAAACGUGAAUGCCAGACAGGCCGGCAUGGCGGUAAUAGUGCGCUUGCAUGGUCUGAAUAUUAAAGCAGGAUCUGAAGACAUACGAAAGUUCUUUCAUGGCUUACCCAUUCCUGAAGGAGGUGUCCAUAUCACCGGUGGCAAGAUGGGUGAAGCGUUUAUUAUAUUCAGUUCAGAGAGAGCUGGACAAUUGGCCAUGCUGUAUUCUGGAAAGCAGCUCAGAGGCUCGACUGUUACACUUUAUAAAAGCAACAUCACAGAGUUUAAAAACUCAUUGGAGUUAAAGUUGAGAAAAAGGAAAUGUCCUCCUCCGAUAAAUGAACCUCAGACCACACCACCAACAUCCACCCUAGAAAUGUGCACCACCCUGUGUCUGGGUCUAGUGGCUAUGGUACAGGAACUGCAGUCCAAGAUCAAAACGGACCAAGAACUGUCAACCCCAGUUAGUACCCCUGAUGCACCCAAAUCUCGUGAGAAUUCAGUUGAAAAGAGUCCAAUACCUGAUCAAAUGCUGCCAGUUAAGAAUCAGGUAAUGGUUAAAGGACAUCACAUGGAGGUACAAGAAGAUGGAGAAAGAGAGGUCGACUCAUGCAAACCUGGUUAUCUGCGCAUUUACGGUCUUCCACACACGACCACCAAGGAGGAAGUGUGUCAAUUUCUCAAAGGACUAAGAGUGGUGGAUGUAAUAACAGAUAGUUUACAAGGACGGGACCGGUGUUGUCUAGUGAAGAUGGCUAGUUUCAAAGAAGCUGAGGAUGGCCUGAAAUACAGCCAUGGCCCAAUGGACUUACCGAUUGAGGUCAGGCUGGCCCAUGAAAGAAUGUGGGAAAAUGCAGUGGAGCGCUAUGAAAAUUCCCCAAGUAGCACGUUCCCCAAACAGGAAGGAUAUCUGCAUGGAAAUUCUCCAGCUAAACGGCCUUGUUCGUCUGUGAGAUCACCAAAACGACGCCGUUCCAACUCUCCAACUUGUAAUACUGAGUAUUGUGUCAUGGUAAAGAACCUUCCUAAAACUCUCACCAAGACUGAGAUAAAAGGAUUGUUCUCAUGCCCAGACUUACCAAAUAGUAAAGUACUGCAUCUACUGGACAAGUGGAAGGAACGUACGUCUACUGCCUUUAUAAUAUUUACACAGCCGGAGAAAUUUACCUUAGCCAUGAACAUGAACGGGAGUGUCGUUGACUCACAAAUAAUCGACGUUUCAUCCAUUACUAUGGAAAAAAUGUACAACUUAUUGUAUAAAAGCAGAUGUACCGAACCGGAAAGGUGUGCCAGUACACAAACUCGGCCUGUUUUGUCCUGCAUCUACGCACGGAAUUUCCCUGCUGCCGUGAGGCGAGCAGAAGUGAAAGAAUUCUUCAGUAAGUAUGACAUCAGUGAAGAGGACAUUAAAUUGCUUAAGGAUAAAGACGGCAACAGGACCGGUGAGGCUUGUAUUCAGUUCGGAUCUGAGGAACACGCAAGAGAGGCUCAUAGUCAACACAGAAAACACUUUAAGCAAGAACAAAUUCUGCUUACCUGCAUUACACUGCAACAAAUGAAAGAUCUGCUGCACAAAACUCAUGAACGUGCAUUUUGAGCUGAAAAGGGAAGUGAUGUGUACCUUUUCAAACAUUUAAAAAUAUUAAGGAUGGUGAAAAACCUUCAUUCAGUCCCCUUUUUUAAACAUGGGGAAAGGAAGCACUUGUAUAAUAAAUUAAAUAUGUAUAUAAGACUCAAAAAUAAUUUGGGACUUGCUUUGUAUUGCAUGGACAAUAACAAUUUGAAAUAUUUAAUGUUGUUUGGUAUAUUCUGGCUUUGUCAUGUAACGUUUCCCAACUGCUGUUGCAGAUAAUACAGCAUACCUGCAUAUUACUGU